AUGCAGCUCGGCCACCUCUGUCACGCCGAGUGUCCGUACCUGUACUCGAGCCUCAAGGGGCGAUUCCCCAAGGAGUGCUACCUCUACUCGUCCAGCUCGUACGUCAUGGGCAAGCGCCGCCACGCCAUCGAGGAGUGCUUCACCACGCUGCUGGAGGCGCUCCGCAAGCGCGAGAACCACUCGAACUGCAGCAUUCUACCGGGCACCGUGGCGCAGGAGCUUAUCUCGUUCCUGAACGAGGACCUGCCGAUCGAGCACGAGUUCCGUUGGGAGAACUUCGUGAGCUUCUCCAAGACGCCGAGCAGCAGCAGCUCGACCUUCUACAGCACGGACGGCAGCAGCCGCAGCUUGGCAACCCCCACGGGCGGUUCAAGUCGCUGCUGGCACUCGAAUAGCGACAACAGCCUCGACUCGUUCCUCUCGGCCGGCAGCAGCAACAGCAUCAACUUGUUGGACGCGUGCGGACUGUGCACCAGCGACGACGCGGCCAAGGGGUCGCUGACCGCGCUGAGCUGCGGCCACCGAUUCCACGACGAGUGCGUCGUGGCCAAACUCAACGAGACGCUGGCGUGCCCCACGUGCGGCCACGCCCUGAGCUGA
Messenger RNA from Phytophthora sojae, 600 nucleotides. RefSeq lists its product as hypothetical. The record is from RefSeq and is a predicted model, not a curated record. NCBI's taxonomy places the organism in Eukaryota, Oomycota, Peronosporomycetes, Peronosporales, Peronosporaceae. The transcript has a single exon. The coding region runs from base 1 to 600 and encodes 199 amino acids.